AUUAGGGUGUGGUUGCACAGCUCAGCCCAGUAGUUUUAUUCCACUCUGACUUUACUCACUUCUUCUCUUUCCUUCGGCGAUCCUGCGUGCGGCAAGCGAACUAUCCUCUUGCGUGUAGGUUAAAAUACUGUUUAAAAGACAAGAACUCUUACAAUGGCCGGCAGAGGUUCAGUGAGACCCUAUGGUGGCUUCAACGCCAGCGACGACGCCACCGCCCUCAGCAAGGCCAUGAAGGGCUUCGGCACUGAUGAGGAUACCAUUCUUCAGCUUCUGACUGCACGCAGUAACAACCAACGGCAGGAAAUUAAAGCCACCUAUAAAACCCUAUUUGGCAAGGACUUGGUGGAUGAUCUGAAGUCAGAGCUGGGUGGAAAGUUCGAGACUCUGGUUGUGGGUCUGAUGACUCCUCCCAAUGCCUAUGAUGUGGAGCUGCUCAGAAACGCCAUCAAGGGAGCGGGGACUGAUGAGAAGGUACUGAUUGAGAUCCUGGCCUCCAGAACAGCCAUUCAGGUCCGAGACAUCAUUGCUGCUUACAAGCAAGAAUAUGACGAUGACCUGGAGGAAGAUGUCACAGGAGACACGGAUGGCCAUUUCAAGAGGAUGCUGGUGAUUCUGUUACAGGCAAGCAGACAGCAAGGAAUCCAGGAGGGCAAAAUAGACAGUGAUGCUCAGGCCCUGUUUGCUGCCGGAGAGCAGAAGUAUGGCACUGAUGAGGAGCAGUUCAUCUCCAUCCUGGGCAACCGCAGCGCUGCUCACCUCCGCAGGGUGUUUGAGGCGUACAUGAAGCUUUCUGGCUAUGAGAUCGAGGAGAGCAUCAAGAGAGAAACCUCUCGCCAUCUGGAAACUGUUCUCCUGGCUGUGGUCAAGUGUGCCCGGAGCGUUCCAGCCUACUUUGCUGAGAUGCUCUACUAUGCCAUGAAGGGGGCAGGCACGGACGACCAAACUCUCAUCCGAAUCAUGGUGUCUCGCAGUGAGAUAGAUAUGCUGGAUAUCCGUACAGAGUUUAGAAGAAUGUUUGCCGCCACUUUACAUGACACGAUCAAGGGUGACACUUCUGGGGACUACCGUAAAGCCAUGCUCUUGCUCUGUGGAGGGAAUGACGCAUAACCUACGCCUCCAACUCACAGAGGAACAUGAAGGGGCCACCAUGCCCUCAACAAUCACAGGACACAGAUCCAUGCAAUAAUUACUCUUAAUAACUUGUUUUUUAACAACUGUCUGCUCAGACAUGGAAGGUUUCAUUACGGUCUACUAAAUUUCCUUUGGUAUACUAAAGAUAUACAAUACAAUCAAUGUAUUUAUUAGGUAUAUGCUCACUAAUAGCAUAAUCACAUGUUUAUAUUCAUUUUUAUGUUGCUAAUCAUGAUUUUAUACUAUUCUCUUAGCUGAUUUUUGCACGGAAGUUGUCAUUAUUGGUAUGCAUUUCGGAAAAAAAACUGGUUGUUAUGUGAACAUUUCAUCUGAAGGUCAUUAACGGAAAUUGACUGAACCCUCUUGGUGCUGUGAAGAGCAGACUGCACAGUGCUCUAGAUGACGAUGCUUAAACCAUGCCUCUGUCAAUGACGUGUGUACUCAGGCUGCUGAGCUGCUGGAAGUCAUUCCUGAAUAAAGCAGUUCUCAUUAUGCUA
This is a messenger RNA of Clupea harengus (Atlantic herring), 1628 nucleotides long. RefSeq names its product annexin A5b (gene anxa5b). Gene Ontology annotation, molecular function: calcium ion binding; calcium-dependent phospholipid binding; phosphatidylserine binding. Lineage: Eukaryota; Metazoa; Chordata; Actinopteri; Clupeiformes; Clupeidae. Gene Ontology annotation, cellular component: vesicle membrane; cytoplasm; nucleus. The record is from RefSeq and is a predicted model, not a curated record. Gene Ontology annotation, biological process: negative regulation of coagulation.